GGCGGGGGCGGGGCCGGCGUGGCGGGGCGGGGCCGCGCAGCGCCAUGGAGGCGGCCGGGCCCUUCCGCGCCAGCGAGCACCAGCACACUCGCUACAACCCGCUGCGGGCCGACUGGGUGCUGGUGUCGGCCCACCGCGUGCGGCGGCCCUGGCAGGGGCAGGUGGAGGAGCCGCCCGCCGAGGACGUGCCCCCCUGGGACCCCAACAACCCCCUGUGCCCUGGCGCCAGGCGGGCCAAUGGCGAGGUGAACCCCCCGUACGAGAGCACCUUCGUCUUCCCCAACGACUUCCCUGCCCUGCAGCCGGACGCCCCUGAGCCGGGCGGCAGCGACCACCCCUUGUUCCGCGCGGCGGCUGCCCGGGGCGCGUGCAAGGUGAUGUGCUUCCACCCGCGGUCGGACCUGACGCUGCCCCUCAUGUCUGCGGCCGAGGUCCGGGCCGUCGUGGACAAGUGGGCCGAGCUGGCGGCCGAGCUGGGCGCUGCCUACCCCUGGGUGCAGAUCUUCGAGAACAAGGGAGCCAUGAUGGGCUGCUCCAACCCGCACCCCCACUGCCAGAUCUGGGCCAGCAGCUUCCUCCCGAAUGAGGCCCAGCUGGAAGAGCGGACCCAGCGGGAGUACCUGAGCCAGCACGGCGUGCCCAUGCUGCUGGAGUACGCCGAGCAGGAGGCCCGCAGGAAGGAGCGGCUGGUGGUGGAGAACGCGGACUGGCUGGUCGUGGUGCCCUACUGGGCCACGUGGCCUUUCCAGACCCUGCUGCUGCCUCGCCGUCACGUCUGCCGCCUGCAGGACCUCCGCGAGGGCGAGAGGGACAGCCUGGCGUCCAUCAUGCAGAGGCUUCUCAUCAAGUAUGACAACCUCUUCGAAGUCUCCUUCCCCUACUCCAUGGGCUGGCACGGAGCCCCCACGGGCCCUUACCUGGAGGAGGACUGUGGGCACUGGCAGCUCCAUGCCCACUAUUACCCACCCCUGCUCCGCUCUGCCACUGUCCGCAAGUUCAUGGUCGGCUAUGAGAUGCUCGCCCAGGCACAGAGAGACCUCACGCCGGAGCAGGCUGCUGAGCGCCUGAGGAACCUCCCCGAGGUGCACUACAAGCACAGGCCCAAGGAGGCAUCGUGAGGAGCGGCAGUGGAGUUGGCCCUUGGCUUUGCUUGGCAGGGCCAGGACGAGGAGUCACUGGAUGGCGGGGAGAGCUAGGCUGAGGCCUGUCUCACGUCACUUGUGAGCCCUCUCGUUUCCUUCCUUCUCCUGAGCCUUGUCACAGCUGGGCCUGGCUUGUGGGCCAGUUUUGCCUGCUGGUGUACAGGUAACCCCGGUCCUAAUCCUGCUGCAUCCAUGUGCAGGUGAUACUAUUCCCGCUGUCUCCUUCCUCAUCCCACGUUGUGUCUUCCUUCCUCCAUAGAGUGCUGUUAUCAGCACUGAAGGGCUUACCCUCCUCCCAAACCAGUCUCUUACUGGUGGAGCUGGGAAUGAUGCUGGUGGGUUUGCCCGCCCCAAGGAAGGGCACAGCCCCUCUGUCCAAUAAAACCCUUAAGCAAAGCGCGUCUGCCUGCGGCCUGGUGGCUCUUGGCCCCAGAUGGGAGGGUACGGGUGUGUGCAGGGGUCUCUUCCGUAACUGCUGCGGGGCUAAUAACCUUGGGGACUGCAAAGGAGGUGCCAGGUAGUCCUGUGCCACCUGCUGCUGUCUGUGGCUCUGCAUUGCCUCCUCUUCCUCCCUGGAGGGAGCUCUGAGCCUGUCCCUGAGAGCUGCAGGCUCAGGAAGGAGCUGACAGCACAGAGGUGUUUGUGCCGCUCAAGAUUUACCCAUGCCCUCCUAGGAGGGGGCUGAGGCCUGGCAAACUUGCUGCAUGGAGACUCCUGGCUGUGGCUCCCUGGCCGCAGGCAGAGGCUGAGCGCGCAGAGCCUCUGCUCCAGGGCAGGACUGAGCCACGGCGCUGCUCCUCUUCCUCCACUCUGCUUGGGGCCGUGGCUGCCCUCCUGCCCGCUGCACACCAGCAGGUACCGGGGUGCUCUACGGGGCUGCGUGUGCUGAUGGGAUGCAGCGAGGGGCUGGAUUUUUGGUGAAGCUGAGCCCAAAGGGGAUGCGGGUGGGUCCGGCUGAGCUCACCGUGCUGCCAGCCCCUCCGUGCCCACCCUGUGGGGCUGGGGGAGCAACAGCCUGGCCUCCGGGCUGGAGGGAUGCUGCAAACAGCUCUGUGGUCUCUGCUUCCCCCUUGCAGCCCCUUCCCCUUGCUCCUGGGGCUGGGGAAAACCCAGGGACCUUGCAGGGGUCGGUCCCGGGCAGUGAUGCAGGGCUGGCACUGGGGCCGAUUUGGAGGGUGCAGGUCGGGGUGUGCCCCGAUGGGGAUGUUCAUCGCGUGGUGCUGGGUGCUAAGCACUGUCUGCUGUCGUGUUCUAAGGCAAUUUUUUUUUAAUUGUCACCAAAGAUCCAUUCUCUUAGCUCCCUAACGAGGCCUGUAUUAUUGUGAAGUCUGUAAUUGGUCUCCUGGGGGCUAGAAAUAUCUUGCAAGGAGGUGAAUGUUCUCCUCCGGACUGAUUUGCUACCUGCUAAACAACAAUUUCUGGCAAGUGCUGCUUCACCCUCCCCAGGUCCGUGCAUUGCUCCUGUAUCACUGCCCUGCCGGGACAGUGUGCGGCUCCAGGGGAGCUCGGAGCCGGGCUGGAGGUGGGUGCUGAGCCCCCUCCUCCCAUGCUUCACCCCAUCACAGAGCCAGUCUCAUCACCCAGGCUCAGGCCUCCACCUGGGCUGCAGGUGUCCGAGUGCUCUCCCAGCAUCGCCGGGAAGCUGCGGUCCCACGCGAUGGCGGUGGGCAGCAGUGCGUGGACCUGCGUAGCUCAUGGGGUGACCUUCAAGCUUGGAGCCAUCGUUCAGCAUGGGGACAGGAGGAAGGGAGAUGCCCCAGCUCAGAGCCAGGCCUUUUGCAAACUUUUUUAUUGUUUCCCGGGACAGCCAGUGCCUGUGCAGCGUUUGGGUGCUGGGAAGCGAAGGGAUGCGGCACGGCUCUGCCACCGUCUCGUUUGCAGUCGCCGUCCCUUCGUGAGCACAUUUGCGACAACCCAGCUUCAGAUUUGCCUGGCUUUCCCCAGGGCCUGGAAAAGCGGCAGCGAAUUGGCUUAAAUAUGUGAAUCCAGAUUGGGGUAAUUAACCACUGAACCGGUUGUAACGAAGCUAGUCAUCUUUCCCUGCACGCAUAGUUAGCUCUGAUUUAAUAGGCCACCGGCUCCGUGCCUGGUCCGCAUCGCGUCAGCCCAGAGCCGUAAAUGAAACUUGCAAUAAGUCAAGCGGUAUUAAACUUUACAGUUGCCGUCUUUAAAAACAAGACACUUUCUCUAAUAAAUCAGAACAAGUGGGAUUGUAAAUAUCAAGGCAGGAUCCAUAUUGCUUAAUUAAACAGUGCCUAAUGAA
This is a messenger RNA of Dromaius novaehollandiae (emu), 3405 nucleotides long. Its product is annotated as galactose-1-phosphate uridylyltransferase. Gene Ontology annotation, cellular component: cytoplasm. The record is from RefSeq and is a predicted model, not a curated record. Bases 45 to 1118 code for a protein of 357 amino acids. Gene Ontology annotation, biological process: beta-D-galactose catabolic process via UDP-galactose, Leloir pathway. Gene Ontology annotation, molecular function: UDP-glucose:hexose-1-phosphate uridylyltransferase activity; zinc ion binding. The transcript has 11 exons. NCBI's taxonomy places the organism in Eukaryota, Metazoa, Chordata, Aves, Casuariiformes, Dromaiidae.